Molecule: messenger RNA, 1479 nt
Organism: Gastrolobium bilobum
Lineage: Eukaryota; Viridiplantae; Streptophyta; Magnoliopsida; Fabales; Fabaceae
Exons: 6
Coding region: 117-1088 (323 amino acids)
Cellular component (GO): mitochondrion
Molecular function (GO): prostaglandin-E synthase activity
Source: RefSeq, a predicted model, not a curated record
GACCAUCAAGGAGAAAAAGCUAAAACCCUUUCGAUUUGCGACACCGACAUAAAACCCUUCUACUUAGUUCUAACGAUCACAGACAGAGAUCUGUUUCUGAAUCUGAAAACGCUAUUAUGAGAAGGGUUUCAUCCUCUCUUCUCUGUAGAACCCUCGCCGCCGCUCGCGGCGGUUCUCCGGCCGCCUCAUUCGCCCUCCCUAACCGUUUACUCCCGGCCGCUCUUUACGGCAGCUCCACCGGCGGUACCCGCGCUCACCGCCGAUGGUUCUCGUCUCUCCUCGCUCCAUUCACCGGCGCCUCUCUCGGCGUCGCCGGGGCUCUGGUCGCCGCCGCUUCUGUCCAGGAAGUCUUCGCCAAGGAGCCGCCGCCGCCUGAGGCUCUCCCCAACGAGGUUGUUCUCUACCAGUACGAGGCUUGCCCUUUCUGCAAUAAAGUCAAAGCGUUUUUGGACUACCACAAUAUACCUUACAAAGUUGUGGAGGUCAACCCACUCAGUAAGAAAGAAAUAAAAUGGUCCGAGUAUAAGAAGGUGCCAAUAUUGAUGGUAGAUGGCGAGCAGCUAAAUGACUCAUCAGCUAUUAUUGACAAGCUGGGACAGAAGAUUUUGUCAAAGAAAAAGACAGAUUCAACUUCUGAGGAUGACGAAGAGACAAAAUGGCGGCGGUGGGUUGAUAAUCAUUUGGUACAUGUUCUGUCACCUAACAUAUAUCGGAAUACUUCGGAAGCACUUGAAUCCUUUGACUAUAUCACAAGCAAUGGCAAUUUCAGCUUUAUGGAAAAAGUCUCGGUGAAGUAUGCUGGAGCUGCAGCUAUGUAUUUUGUGUCUAAGAAUCUGAAGAAGAAAUAUAACAUUACUGACGAACGUGCUGCUCUUUAUGAGGCAGCAGAAACAUGGGUGGAUGCUCUGAAUGGCCGGGAGUUCCUUGGAGGGUCUAAGCCUAACUUUGCCGACCUGGCUGUCUUUGGGGUUUUAAGACCCAUACGCUAUUUGAGGUCUGGCAAGGAUAUGGUGGAGCACACACGUAUUGGUGAGUGGUACACAAGAAUGGAGAACGCUGUGGGAGAGUCUUGCAGGAUUAAAGCCUAAACUGGGUUCUGUUGAGUCCAGACUGCAUACAUUUUUUUUGCUUCUAUUACUAUGCUCUGAGGUUUUGCCUCCACUGGUUGGAAGGGAAUACAUUUCGGUUUCUCAAUGAACAUGUUUGGCUCAUUAGAAAUAUACUGCGAUUGGUGCUAGUUAUAAAUAUAGGCAAAGUUUUGCUGAUCAAUCGAUUCUUUAGAAAAAUGAUUCAUAUAUGUUAUAACAGCUGUUAUGUAGAGUUUGAAGAAAUCUUUCAGCUGUAUCCAAGAAUAAGACAAUACCUGCUGUGCCUGUGAUAUUUAAAACUUUGGGUUAUUGAAUACAUAAAAGAACUUCAUUAAGUAUGGACUUUGAUGUGAUCCCUGAUCAAUUGAUUGUAAACAAAUCUUGAAUAACU